AUGAGAAACAAUACAAUCAACUACAAGAGAGACAACUCCAUCCAGUACAAUAACAGAGACAACUCCAUCCAGUACUACAAAAGAAACAACUCCAUAUAUAACUACAACGGAGACAACUCAAUCCAGUACUUUAGAGACAACUCCAUCCAUUACUUCCACAGAGACAAUACCACUCAGUACUGUAACAGAGAAUACUACAGCCAGUACUUCUACAGAGACAACUGCAUCUUUGACUACAACAGUGUCAUCUCCAACCAUUACUACCACAGAGACAACUCUAUCUUUUAUAACAACGGAAAUAACGCCAUCCAUUUCUACAACAGAAACAAUUCCAUCCAGUACUUCAACGGAGACAACUCAAUCCAAGACAACAUCAUCCAGUACUACAACAGAGCCAUCUCCAUCCAUUACUACAGUAGGAACUACUCUAUCGUUUUCUACCACGGAGACAACACCAUCAACUCCAAGAGAGACAACUCCAUUCAGUACAAUAACAAAGACAACUGCAUCCAGUACUACAAAAGAAACAACUCCAUAUAUAACUACAACGGAGACAACUCAAUCCAGUCAAUUAGCAGAGACAACUCAAUCAAUUACUUCCACAGAGACAAUACCACUCAGUACUGUAACAGAGAAUACUACAGCCAUACAACAACAGAGACAACUCCAGCCAUUACUACAUUAGAAACUACUCUCUCGUUUUCUACCAAGGGAACACAACCAUCAACUACAAGAGAGACAACUCCAUCCAGUACAAUAACAGAGACAACUCCAUUCAGUAAUACAAAAGAAACAACUCAAUAUAUAACCACAACGGAGACAACUCAAUCCAGUACUUUCACAGGGACAACUUCAUCCAUUACUUCCACAGAGACAAUACCACUCAGUACUGUAACAGACAAUACUACAGCCAGUACUCCUACAGAGACAACUGCAUCUAUUACUACAACAGUGUCAACUCCAUCCAUUACUAUCACAGAGACAACUCUAUCUUUAAUAACAACGGAAACAACGCCAUCCAUUUCUACAACAGAAACAAAUCCAUCCAGUACUUCAACGGAGACAACUCAAUCCAGUACAUCUUCACAGACAACUCCGUCGUUUACAUCAACGGAGAUAAAUCAAUCCGUUACCACCGCAGAUAAAACUCCAUCCAGUACUAUAACAGAGACAACUCAAUCAAAUACUACAGCAAAUACAACCCCAUCCAGUACUACAACAGAGAAAGCUCCAUCUCUUACUACAACGGAGACAACUCAAUCCAGUACUACUUCAGAGACGACUCCGUCUAUUACAACGACGGAGAUAACUCAAUCCGUAACUACCACAGAUACAGCUCCAUCAAGUACUAAAACAGAGACAACAUCAUCCAGUACUACAACAGAGACAUCUCCAUCCAUGACUACAGUAGGAACUACUCUAUCGUUUUCUACCACGGAGACAACAUCAUCAACUACAAGAGGGACAACUCAAUCCAUUACAAUAACAGAGACUACUCCAUCCAGUACUACAAAAGAAACAACUCCAUAUAUAACUACAACGGAGACAACUCAAUCCAGUACUUUAGCAGAGACAACUCCAUCCAUUACUUCCACAGAGACAAUACCACUCAGUAAUGUAACAGAGAAUACUACAGCCAGUACUCCUACAGAGACAACUGUAUCUAUUGCUACAACAGUGUCAACUCCAUCCAUUACUACCACAGAGACAUCUCUAUCUUUUAUAACAACGGAAACAAUGCCAUCCAUUUCUGCAACAGAAACAAUUCCAUCCAGUAAUUCAACGGAGACAACUCAAUCCAGUACAUCUUCACAGACAACUCCGUCGUUUACUACAACGGAGAUAAAUCAAUCCGUUACCACCGCAGAUACAACUCCAUCCAGUACUAUAACAGAAAAAACUCAAUCAAAUACUACAGCAAAUACAACUCCAUCCAGUACUACAACAGAGAAAGCUCCAUCUCUUACUACAACGGAGACAACUGAAUCAAGAGACACCACCAUCAACUACAAGAGAGACAACUCCAUCAAGUACAAUAACAGGGACAACUCCAUCCAAGACAAUACCACUCAGUACUGUAACGGAGAAUACUACAGCCAGUACUCCUACAGAGACAACUGCAUCUAUUACUACAACAGUGUCAACUCCAUCCAUUACUACCACAGAGACGACUCUAUCUUUUAUAACAACGGAAACAACGCCAUCCAUUUCUACAACAGAAACAAUUCCAUCCAGUACUUCAACGGAGACAACUCAAUCCAGUACAUCUUCACAGACAACUCCGUCGUUUACUACAACGGAGAUACAUCAAUCCGUUACCACCGCAGAUACAACUCCAUCCAGUACUAUAACAGAGACAACUCAGUCAAAUACUACAGCAAAUUCAACCCCAUCCAGUACUACAACAGAGAAAGCUCCAUCUUUUACUACAACGGAGACAACUCAAUCCAUUACUACUUCAGAGACGACUCCGUCUAUUACAACAACGGAGAUAACUCAAUCCGUAACUACCACAGAUACAGCUCCAUCAAGUACAGAAACAGAGACAACAUCAUCCAGUACUACAACAGAGACAUCUCCGUCCAUUACUACAGUAGGAACUACUCUAUCGUUUUCUACCACGGAGACAACACCAUCAACUACAAGAGGGACAACUCAAUCCAGUACAAUAACAGAGACGACUCCAUCCAGUACUACAAAAGAAACAACUCCAUAUAUAACUACAACGGAGACAACUCAAUCCAGUACUUUAGCAGAGACAACUCCAUCCAUUACUUCCACAGAGACAAUACCACUCAGUACUGUAACAGAGAAUACUACAGCCAGUACUCCUACAGAGACAACUGCAUCUAUUGCUACAACAGUGUCAACUUCAUCCAUUACUACCACAGAGACAACUCUAUCUUUUAUAACAACGGAAACAACGCCACCCAUUUCUUCAACAGAAACAAUUCCAUCCAGUACUUCAACGGAGACAACUCAAUCCAGUACAUCUUCACAGACAACUCCGUCGUUUACUAUAACGGAGAUAGCUCAAUCCCAAAUACAACCCCAUCCAGUAUUACAACAGAGGAAGCUCCAUCUCUUACUACAACGGAGACAACUCAAUCCAGUACUUCUUCAGAGACGACUCCGUCUGUUACAACAACGGAGAUAACUCAAUCCGUAACAACCACAAAUACAGCUCCAUCAAGUACUGAAACAGAGACAACAUCAUCCAGUACUACAACAGAGACAUCUCUAUCUAUUACUACAGUAGAAACUACUCUAUCGUUUUCUACCACGGAGAGAACAACAUCAACUACAAGAGAGACAACUCCAUCCAGUACAAUAACAGAGACAACUCCAUCCAGUACUACAAAAGAAACAACUCCAUAUAUAACUACAACGGAGACAAUUCAAUCCAGUACUUUAGCAGAGACAAAUCCAUCCAUUACUUCCACAGAGACAAUUCCACUCAGUACCGUAACAGAUAAUACUACAACCAGUGCUCCAACAGAGACAACUGUAUCUAUUGCUACAACAGUGUCAACUCCAUCCAUUACUGCAACAGAGACAACUCUAACUUUUAUAACAACGGAAACAACGCCACCCAUUUUUACAACAGAAACAACUCCAUCCAGUACUUCAACGGAGACAACUGAAUCCAGUACUUCUUCACAGACAACUCCGUCGUUUACUACAACGGAGAUAAAUCAAUCCGUUACCACCGCAGAUACAACUCCAUCCAGUACUACAACAGAGAUAACUCAAUCAAAUACUACAGCAAAUACAACCCCAACCAGUACUACAGCAGAGAAAGCUCCAUCUCUUAUUACAACGGAGACAAAUCAAACCCGUACUACUUCAGAGACGACUCCGUCUGUUUCAACAACGGAUAUAACUCAAUCCGUAACUACCACAAAUACAGCUCCAUCAAGUACUGAAACAGAGACAACAUCAUCCAGUACUACAACAGAGACAUCUCCAUCCAUUACUACAGUAGGAACUACUCUAUCGUUUUCUACCACGGAGAGAACAACAUCAACUACAAGAGAGACAACUCCAUCCAGUACAAUAACAGUGACAACUCCAUCCAGUACUACAAAAGAAACAACUCCAUAUAUAACUACAACGGAGAAAAUUCAAUCCAGUACUUCAGCAGAGACAAAUUCAUCGAUUACUUCCACAGAGACAAUACCAUUCAGUACCCUAACAGAUUAUACUACAGCCAGUACUCUUACAGAGACAACUUACUUCAACGGAGAUAACUCAAGCCAGUACUUCUUCACAGACAACUCCGUCGUUUACUACAACGGAGAUAAAUCAAUCCGUAACUACCACAGAUACAGCUCCAUCAAAGACAAUACCACUCAGUACUGUAACAGAGAAUUCUACAGCCAGUACUCCUACAGAGACAACUGCAUCUAUUACUACACCAGUGUCAACUCCAUCCAUUGCUACCACAGAGACAACUCUAUCUUUUAUAACAACGGAAAUAACGCCAUCCAUUUCUUCAACAGAAACAAUUCCAUGCAGUACUUCAUCGGAGACAACUCAUUCCAGUACAUCUUCACAGACAACUCCGUCGUUUACUACAACGGAGAUAAAUCAAUCCGUUACCACCGCAGAUACAACUCCAUCCAGUACUAUAACAGAGACAACUCAAUCAAAUACUACAGCAAAUACAACCCCAUCCAGUACUACAACAGAGAAAGCUCCAUCUCUUACUACAACGGAGACAACUCAAUCCAGUACUACUUCAGAGAACACUCCGUCUAUUACAACAACGGAGAUAACUCAAUCCGUAAAUACCACAGAUACAGCUCCAUCAAUAGGAACUACUCUAUCGUUUUCUACCACGGAGACAACACCAUCAACUACAAGAGGGACAACUCAGUCCAGUACAAUAACAGAGACAACUCCAUCCAGUACUACAAAAGAAACAACUCCAUAUAUAACUACAACGGAGACAACUCAAUCCAGUACUUUAGCAGAAACAACUCCAUCCAUUACUUCCACAGAGACAAUACCACUCAGUACUGUAACAGAGAAUACUACAGCCAGUACUCCUACAGAGACAACUGCAUCUUUUACUACAACAGUGUCAACCCCAUCCAUGACUGCCACAGAGACAACUUUAUCUUUUAUAACAACGGAAACAACGCCAUCCAUUUCUACAACAGAAACAAUUCCAUCCAGUACUUCAACGGAGACAACUCAAUUCAGUACAUCUUCACAGACAACUCCGUCUACUACAACAGAGACAUCUCCAUCCAUUACUACAGUAGGAACUACUCUAUCGUUUUCUACCACGGAGACAACACCAUCAACUACAAGAGGGACAACUCAAUCCAGUACAAUAACAGAGACAACUCCAUCCAGUACUACAAAAGAAACAACUCCAUAUAUAACUACAACGGAGACAAUUCAAUCCAUGUCAACUCCAUCCAUUACUGCAACAGAGACAACUCUAACUUUUAUAACAACGGAAACAACGCCACCCAUUUCUACAACAGAAACAACUCCAUCCAGUACUUCAACGGAGACAACUCAAUCCAGUACUUCUUCACAGACAACUCCGUCGUUUACUACAACGGAGAUAAAUCAAUCCGUUACCACCGCAGAUACAACUCCAUCCAUUACUACAACAGAGAUAACUCAAUCAAAUACUACAGCAAAUACAAAAACAUCCAGUACUUCAACAGAGAAAACUCCACCUCUUACUUCAACGGAGACAACUCAAUCCAGUACUACUUCAGAGACGACACCGUCUAUAACAACAACGGAGAUAUCUCAAUCCGUUACGACCACAUAUACAGAAACAACACCAUCAACUACAAGAGAGACAACUCCAUCCAGUACAAUAACAGAGACAACUCCAUCCAGUACUACAAAAGAAACAACUCCAUAUAUAACUACAACGGAGACAACUCAAUCCAGUGCUUUCACAGAGACAACUCCAUCCAUCACUUCCACAGAGACAAUACCACUCAGUACUGUAACAGAGAAUACUACAGCCAGUACUUCUACAGAGACAACUGCAUCUUUGACUACAACAGUGUCAACUCCAUCCAUUACUACCACAGAGACAACUCUAUCUUUUAUAACAACGGAAACAACGCCAUCCAUUUCUACAACAGAAACAAUUCCAUCCAGUACUUCAACGGAGGCAACUCAAGCCAAGACAACAUCAUCCAGUACUACAACAGAGACAUCUCCAUCCAUUACUACAGUAGGAACUACUCUAUCGUUUUCUACCACGGAGACAACACUAUCAACUACAAGAGAGACAACUCCAUCCAGUACAAAAACAGAGACAACUCCAUCCAGUACUACAAAAGAAACAACUCCAUAUAUAACUACAACGGAGACAACUCAAUCCAGUCAAUUAGCAGAGACAACUCAAUCAAUUACUUCCACAGAGACAAUACCACUCAGUACUGUAACAGAGAAUACUACAGCCAAAUUACAAUAGAGAAAACUCCAUCUCUUACUACACCGGAGACAACUCAAUCCAGUACUACUUCAGAGACGAUUCCGUCUAUUACAACAACGGAGAUAACUCAAUCCGUCACGACCACAGAUACAGAUCUAUCAAGUUUUAUAACAGAGACAACAUCAUCCAGUACAACAACUGAGACAACUCCAUCCAUUACUACAUUAGAAACUACUCUAUCGUUUUCUACCAAGGAGACACCACCAUCAACUACAAGAGAGACAACUCCAUCCAGUACAAUAACAGAGACAACUCCAUCCAGUACUACAAAAGAAACAACUCCAUAUAUAACCACAACUGAGACAACUCAAUCCAGUACUUUCUCAGGGACAACUUCAUCCAUUACUUCCACAGAGACUAUACCACUCAGUACUGUAACAGAGAAUACUACAGCCAGUACUCCUACACAGACAACUGCAUCUAUUACUACAACAGUGUCAACUCCAUCCAUUACUACCACAGAGACAACUCUAACUUUUAUAACAACGGAAACAACGCCAUCCAUUUCUACAACAGAAACAAUUCCAUCCAGUACUUCAACGGAGACAACUCAAUCCAGUACAUCUUCACAGACAACUCCGUCGUUUACUACAACGGAGAUACAUCAAUCCGUUACCACCGCAGAUAAAACUCCAUCCAGUACUAUAACAGAGACAACUCAAUCAAAUACUACAGCACAUUCAACCCCAUCCAGUACUACAACAGAGAAAGCCCCAUCUCUUACUACACCGGAGACAACUCAAUCCAACAACAUCAUCCAGUACUACAACAGAGACAUCUCCAUCCAUUACUACAGUAGGAACUACUCUAUCGUUUUCUACCACGGAGACAAAACCAUCAACUACAAGAGACACAACUCAAUCCAGUACAAUAACAGAGACAACUCCAUCCAGUACUACAAAAGAAACAACUCCAUAUAUAACUACAACGGAGACAACUCAAUCCAGUACUUUAGCAGAGACAACUCCCUCCAUUACUUCCUCGGAGACAAUACCACUCAGUACUGUAACAGAGAAUACUACAGCCAGUACCCCUACAGAGACAACUGCAUCUAUUACUACAACAGUGUCAACUCCAUCCAUUACUGCCACAGAGACAACUCAAUCUUUUAUAACAACGGAAACAAUGCAAUCCAUUUCUACAACAGAAACAAUUCCAUCCAGUACUUCAACGGAGAAAACUCAAUCCAGUACAUCUUCACAGACAACUCCGUCGUUUACUACAACGGAGAUAAAUCAAUCCGUUACCACCGCAGAUACAACUCCAACCAGUACUAUUACGGAGACAACUCAAUCAAAUACUACAGCAAAUACAACUCCAUCCAGUACUACAACAGAGAAAGCUCCACCUCUUACUACACCGGAGACAACUCAAUCCAGAACUACUUCAGAGACGACUCCGUCUAUUACAACAACGGAGAUAACUCAAUCCGAGACACCACCAUCAACUACAAGAGAGACAACUCCAUCCAGUACAAUAACAGAGACAACUCCAUCCAGUACUAUAAAAGAAACAAUUCCACAUAUAACCACAACGGAGAAAACUCAAUCCAGUACUUUCACAGGGACAACUUCAUCCAUUACUUCCACAGAGACAAUACCACUCCGUACUGUAACAGAGAAUACUACAGCCAAGACAACAUCAUCCAGUACUACAACAGAGACAUCUCCACCCAUUACUACAGUAGGAACUACCCUAUCGUUUUCUACCACGGAGACAACACUAUCAACUACAAGAGGGACAACUCAAUCCAGUACAAUAACAGAGACAACUCCAUCCAGCACUACAAAAGAAACAACUCCAUAUAUAACUCCAACGGAGACAACUCAAUCCAGUACUUUAGCAGAGACAACUCCAUCCAUUACUUCCACAGAGACAAUACCACUCAGUACUGUAACAGAGAAUACUACAGCCGGUACUCGUACAGAGACAACUGCAUCUAUUACUACAACAGUGUCAACUCCAUCCAUUACUACCACAGAGACAACUCUAUCUUUUAUAACAACGGAAACAACGCCAUCCAUUUCUACAACAGAAACAAUUCCAUCCAGUACUUCAACGGAGACAACUCAAUCCAGUACAUCUUCACAGACAACUCCGUCGUUUACUACAACGGAAAUAAAUCAAUCCGUUACCACCGCAGAUACAACUCAAUCCAUACUACAACAGAGAAAGCUCCAUCUCUUACUACACCGGAGACAACUCAAUCCAGUACUACUUCAGAGACGACUCCGUCUAUUACAACAACGGAUAUAACUCAAUCCGUAACUUCCACAGAUACAGCUCCAUCAAGUACUAAAACAGAGACAACAUCAUCCAGUACUACAACAGAGACAACUCCAUCCAUUACUACAUUAGAAACUUCUCUAUCGUUUUCUACCAAGGAGACACCACCAUCAACUGAAAGAGAGACAACUCCAUCCAGUACAUUAACAGAGACAACUCCAUCCAGUACUACAAAAGAAACAACUCCAUAUAUAACCACAAGGGAGACAACUCAAUCCAGUACUUUCACAGGGACAACUUCAUCCAUUACUUCCACAGAGACAAUACCACUCAGUACUGUAACAGAGAAUACUACAGCCAGUACUCCUACAGAGACAACUGCAUCUAUUACUACAACAGUGUCAACUCCAACCAUUACUACCACAGAGACAACUCUAUCUUUUAUAACAAUGGAAACAACGCCAUCCAUUUCUACAACAGAAACAAUUCCAUCCAGUACUUCAACGGAGACAGUUCAAUCCAGUACAUCUUCACAGACAACUCCGUCGUUUACUACAACGGAGAUAAAUCAAUCCGUUACCACCGCAGAUACAACUCCAUCCAGUACUAUAACAGAGACAACUCAAUCAAAUAAUACAGCAAAUACAACCCCAUCCAGUACUACAACAGAGAAAACUCCAUCUCUUACUACAACGGAGACAACUCAAUCCCGUACUACUUCAGAGACGACUCCGUCUAUUACAACAACGGAGAUUACUCAAUCCGUAACUACCACAGAUACAGCUCCAUCAAGUACUGAAACAGAGACAACAUCAACCAGUACUGAAACAGAGACAACUCCAUCCAUUACUACAUUAGGAACUACUCUAUCGUUUUCUACCACGGAGACAACACCAUCAACUACAAGAGAGAAAUCUAAAUCCAGUACAAUAACAGAGACAUCUCCAUCUAGUACUACAAAAGAAACAACUCCAUAUAUAACUACAACGGAGACAACUCAAUCCAGUACUUUAGCAGAGACAACUUUAUCCAUUACUUCCACAGAGACAAUACCACUCAGUACUGUAACAAAGAAUACUACAGCCAGUACUCCUACAGAGGCAACUGCAUCUAUUACUACAACAGUGUCAACUCCAUCAUAUACUACCACAGAGACAACUCUAUCUCUUAUAACAACGGAAACAACGCCAUCCAUUUCUACUAAAGAAACGAUUCUAUCCAGUACUUCAACGGAGACAACUCGAUCCAGUACAUCUUCACAGACAACUCCGUCGUUUACUACAACGGAGAUAAAUCAAUCCGUUACCACCGCAGAUAAAACUCCAUCCAGUACUAUAACAGAGACAACUCAAUCAAAUACUCCAGCAAAUACAACCCCAUCCAGUACUACAACAGAGAAAGCUCCAUCUCUUACUACAACGGAGACAAUUCAAUCCAGUACUACUUCAGAGAAGACACCGUCUAUUACAACAACGGAGAUAACUCAAACCGUAACUACCACAGAUACAGCUCCAUCAAGUACUGAAACAGAGACAACAUCAUCCAGUACUACAACAGAGACAUCUCCAUCCAUUUCUACAGUAGGAACUACCCUAUCGUUUUCUACCACGGAGACAACACCAUCAACUACAAGAGGGACAACUCAAUCCAGUACAAUAACAGAGACAACUCCAUCCAGCACUACAAAAGAAACAACUCCAUAUAUAACUCCAACGGAGACAACUCAAUCCAGUACUUUAGCAGAGACAACUCCAUCCAUUACUUCCACAGAGACAAUACCACUCAGUACUGUAACAGAGAAUACUACAGCCGGUACUCCUACAGAGACAACUGCAUCUAUUACUACAACAGUGUCAACUCCAUCCAUUACUACCACAGAGACAACUCUAUCUUUUAUAACAACGGAAACAACGCCAUCCAUUUCUACAACAGAAACAAUUCCAUCCAGUACUUCAACGGAGACAACUCAAUACUGUACAUCUUCACAGACAACUCCGUCGUUUACUACAACGGAGAUAAAUCAAUCCGUUACCACCGCAGAUACAACUCAAUCCAGUACUAUAACAGAGACAACUCAAUCAAAUACUACUGCAAAUACAACUCCAUCCAGUACUACAACAGAGAAAGCUCCAUCUCUUACUACACCGGAGACAACUCAAUCCAGUACUACUUCAGAGACGACUCCUUCUAUUACAACAACGGAGAUAACUCAAUCCGUAACUACCACAGAUACAGCUCCAUCAAGUACUAAAACAGACACAACAUCAUCCAGUACUACAACAGAGACAACUCCAUCCAUUACUACAUUAGAAACUUCUCUAUCGUUUUCUACCAAGGAGACACCACCAUCAACUGAAAGAGAGACAACUCCAUCCAGUACAAUAACAGAGACAACUCCAUCCAGUACUACAAAAGAAACAACUCCACAUAUAACCACAACGGAGACAACUCAAUCCAGUACUUUCACAGGGACAACUUCAUCCAUUACUUCCACAGAGACAAUACCACUCAGUACUGUAACAGAAAAUACUACAGCCAGUACUCCUACAGAGACAACUGCAUCUAUUACUACAACAGUGUCAACUCCAACCAUUACUACCACAGAGACAACUCUAUCUUUUAUAACAAUGGAAACAACGCCAUCCAUUUCUACAACAGAAACAAUUCCAUCCAGUACUUCAACGGAGACAGUUCAAUCCAGUACAUCUUCACAGACAACUCCGUCGUUUACUACAACGGAGAUAAAUCAAUCCGUUACCACCGCAGAUACAACUCCAUCCAGUACUAUAACAGAGACAACUCAAUCAAAUAAUACAGCAAAUACAAGCCAAUUUAGUACUACAACAGAGAAAACUCCAUCUCUUACUACAACGGAGACAACUCAAUCCCGUACUAUUUCAGAGACGACUCCGUCUAUUACAACAACGGAGAUAACUCAAUCCGUAACUACCACAGAUACAGCUCCAUCAAGUACUGAAACAGAGACAACAUCAUCCAGUACUGAAACAGAGACAACUCCAUCCAUUACUACAUUAGGAACUACUCUAUCGUUUUCUACCACGGAGACAACACCAUCAACUACAAGAGAGACAUCUAAAUCCAGUAAAAUAACAGAGACAUCUCCAUCUAGUACUACAAAAGAAACAACUCCAUAUAUAACUACAACGGAGACAACUCAAUCCAGUACUUUAGCAGAGACAACUUUAUCCAUUACUUCCACAGAGACAAUACCACUCAGUACUGUAACAGAGAAUAAUACAGCCGGUACUCCUACAGAGACAACUGCAUCUAUUACUACAACAGUGUCAACUCCAUCAUAUACUACCACAGAGACAACUCUAUCUUUUAUAACAACGGAAACAACGCCAUCCAUUUCUACUAAAGAAACAAUUCUAUCCAGUACUUCAACGGAGACAACUCAAUCCAGUACAUCUUCACAGACAACUCCGUCGUUUACUAAAACGGAGAUAAAUCAAUCCGUUACCACCGCAGAUACAACUCCAUCCAGUACUAUAACAGAGAAAACUCAAUCAAAUACUACAGCAAAUACAACCCCAUCCAGUACUACAACAGAGAAAACUCCAUCUCUUACUACAACGGAGACAACUCAAUCCCGUACUACUUCAGGGACGACUCUGUCUAUUACAACAACGGAGAUAACUCAAUCCGUAACUACCAUAGAUACAGCUCCAUCAAGUACUGAAACAGAGACAACAUCAUCCAGUACUACAACAGAGACAUCUCCAUCCAUUAAUACAGUAGGAACUACUCUAUCGUUUUCUACCACGGAGACAACACCAUCAACUACAAGAGAGACAACUCCAUCCAGUACAAUAACAGAGACAACUCCAUCCAGUACUAUAAAAGAAACAACUCCAUAUAUAACUACAACGGAGACAACUCAACCCAGUACUUUAGCAGAGACAACUCCAUCCAUAACUUCCACAAAGACAAUACCACUCAGUAAUGUAACAGAGAAUACUACAGCCAGUACUCAUACAGAGACAACUGUAUCUAUUACUACAACAGUGUCAACUCUAUCCAUUACUACCACAGAGACAACUCUAUUUUUUAUACCAACGGAAACAACGCCAUCCAUUUCUACAACAGAAACAAUUCCAUCCAGUACUUCAACGGAGACAACUCAAUCCAGUACAUCUUCACAGACAACUCCAUCGUUCACUACAACGGAGAUAACUCAAUCCGUUACCACCGCAGAUACAACUCCAUCCAGUACUAUAACAGAGACAACUCAAUCAAAUACUACAGCGAAUACAACCCCAUCCCGUACUACAACAGAGAAAACUCCAUCUCUUACUACAACGGAGAAAACUCAAUCCAGUACUUUCACAGAGACAACUUCAACCAUUACUACCACAGAGACAGUAUCACUCAGUAAUGCAACAGAGAAUUCUACAGCCAGUGCUCCUACAGAGACAACUGCAUCUAUGACUACAACAGUGUCACCUCCAUCCAUUACUGGCACAGAGACAACACUUUCUUUACUCACAAUGGAAAUUACGCCACCCAAGUCUACAACAGAAACAAAUCCAUCUAUUACCACAACGGAUACAACACCAUCCAUUACAACAACGGAGACAACUCCAUCCAGUACUACAAUAGAGACAAAUACAUCCAUGACAACAACGGAGACAAUUCCAUCCAUGUCUACAACGGACACAACGCCACCCAGUACUACAACAUUGACAACUGCAUCUAUCACUGCAACGGAGAACACUCUAGUCAUGACUACAACGGAAACAAAUCCAUCAAGUACUUCAGCAGCGACAACUCUCUCCAGUACAACAACAGAGACAACUCCAUCGAGUACUACAGCAGAGACAACAUCAUCCAGUACAACAUUAGAGACAAGUCCAUUCAUUUCUACAGCAGAGACUACGCCAACCGUUCCAACAACGGACACAACACCAUCCUUUACAACAACGGAGACAACGUCAUCCAAUACUACAACGGAGAAAACUCCAUCCGGUACUGCAACGGAGAGAACUCCAUAUAGUACUUCAACAGAGACACUUCCGUUUUCUACCACGGAGACAACACCAUCAACUACAAGAGAGACAACUCCAUCCAGAACUACAAAAGAAACAACUACAUCUAUAACUACAACGGAGACAUCUUCAUCCACUACUAUAACAGUGACAAAUUCAUCCAUGAAUACACCUGGGAUUAUUACUACAAUUACUACAACGGAGACAACUCCAUUUAUUUCUACAACGGAGGCGUCUCCCUUCAAUACAUCAACAAAGACAACUGCAUCUAUUAUUAGAAAGGAGACAACUCCAUUCAGUUCUGCAACAAAGACAAAUCCAUAUAUUGCUUCAACGGCGACCACUCCAUUAAUUACUACAACGAAGACAACUGCAUCCGUUAUAACAACGGAAACAAUUCCACCAAUUACUACAACGCUCACAUUUUCAUCAGGUACUACAGCAGAGACAACUUCGUCUAGUACUACAAAAGAGACAUUUCCAUCCAGUUCUGCAACGGAGACAACUCCAUCUUUUACUGAAAAGGAGAAAACUCCAUCAAGUACUACAACAGAGGCAACUUUAUCCAUGACUCCAUUUAUUACUACGAUAGAGGCAACUCUGUCCAAUACAGCAACGAACACAACAACAUCAAUUACUGACAAGGAAACAACCCCAUUCAGUACUUCAACAGUUAUAACACAGCCCAUAACAUUAAUUGAGACAACUCAAUACAUUUAUACAACAGAGGAAUCACCAGCCAGUGUUACAACAGAGACAACUUUACCAGUUACUACAACGGAGACAACGCCAUUAAGUACUACAACAGAGACAACACUAUCCAGUACUACACCAGAAACAACUCGAUCGAUAACUACAGCAGAGACUUUUCCACAUUUGACUACCACGGAGACAACAACAUCGUAUACAACAACUAAAAAACCGCCAUCAAUUAUUACAACGGAGACGAUUCCAUCUAGUACUACAACAGAGGCAACUUUAUCCAUUUCUACAACAGAGACAACGCCAUCCAUUACUAUGACAGAGACAUCUCCAUCCACAGUGACAACAUCCUUGCUGUUACCCAUGACCUCAACGACACCUAUGCGGACAGAUCACCUUCAUGCGUUCGGCUUUCAAAACGGUGACUCGCUCAUUGAUGCAAUCGCUGACAUCAACGGAAUGACGGGACACGACGCAAUAUAUGGGCCAAUCGAAACACCAAUUGGAUUUGCGUGUGAAUGUUCCUGGUUCAGAAAAGUUUAUGUGUCUGUCAACGGGUUUGUGAUGCUGGGCUCCCUCUGGCUUGCUGUGCCUCCCCGAGCACCCAACAUUCCCAUUCAAAAUCUGCCCACAACCAUAAUAGCUCCAUUAUGGACGGAUAUGAGGAUGGGUGCAAACAGCAACAUCUGGGUACAUUCUUACUAUUCGUACACAUCAAAUGAGACGAGGUGGUCAUCAAGUAUGACAAGCAUAAAAAACUACCUCGACACCUACGUUUAUGGAUUCAGUAAUUUUCACCCUGUACAGGCUGUUAUAGUUACUUGGGAAAAAAUGCUGCCGCUAGACUCGAUUUCUGAGACAUUAACAAUCCAGUUAUUGCUGGUAACUGACGCAGUGCACACUCACGCGGUGUUUGCUUACGGAAAUAGCACGUGGAUCAACACUAAUCUUGGCAGACGUUCGGCCACCAUGGCAUGGCAAUGCGUGCAAAGCAAUAGUUACUACCAACACAUCGCAUCCAGGAAAAGUGUCAUUUAUCAACAGGCAUUUUACGGAUCGAAUUUUGGUACGGCUGGCGUGUGGACGUUUAACACUGACUAUUGUCCUGCAACAUAUAGUAACACACGCAAUUCAUGCUACAAAUGGUAUACUGAGGAAUCCCAAAACGCCACACUGCAGCCAGAAAUCGCUCGCAUCAACAUGGAGACGCCCCAUUGUCCUUGUGACAUUGAUCGCGUCUCAUUUGAUAAAAGAUUUGUGAAGACAGGUGUUGGUGCAGAACUGUGCUAUGCCACUUUGUUUCCAACGGAUGGUGUGUUUGGCAAUAGGCUGUGUUGCUAUGAGGAAGACGGACCUUCAAAAGGGAGUUUGAUCACACGUCUACCUGGUGGUGGAUUUAUGGCGCUGUACAAUCCAAUCAGAUCCUCAGUUCAGUAUCAGAAGUUCGAUUAUGAGCCAUAUAGCCUCUGUUGUGUGAAGUCGGACUUGUGCUCGCUGUUUGCCGCCCAGCGCCCUACUGAUGACUGCAGCGCCUACGAACCUUCAACUACUGGUUUCUGCUACGGGGAUCCUCAUAUCAAAACUUUUGACCAAAGGAAUUACACUUUCAAUGGAAUCGGGGAAUACACACUGUUCCGGAUCUUAGACAAUACUUCGAAAGUUGUCUUCCAAUUACAAGGUCGAACUGAAGCUGUCAUGUCUACCACCAACAACUCAUCUCGACUACAGGCAGCAGUUUUCACCGCAUUUGCGGGGGAAGAUAAAGUUCAUGGCGGAUAUUUUCACGUGGAAAGAAACUUAAAGAAAGAUGGUUUCAUUAUCUACAGCAACACCUUCAAAGGCGCUGUAGACAGCAGUCUACACUUUCUAUCAAGUUCUUCAAUGCUCACGUUCACUUAUGUAGCAAUUCUGAAGAAUAGCAACACAAGCAUGAUCAUCGUAUUUAAGAAUGGAAUAACAGUAAACGUACACCUGACAUUGGGAUUCCUUAAUAUGUCGAUGACAAUUCCACGGAAGUACCACUCGAGUAUGUACCAGUCGGCCGGUCUCUAUGGCAACAACGACGGUGACCCAACGAACGACUUUCAGCUACCGAACGGCACAGUGCUGAGUAACAACAUGACUGAUCGAAUGAUAUAUCACUAUGCUGAACAGUGGCGAAUAACGCAGCAGUCCAGUAUUUUUAAAUAUCGCUCUGGGAAACAAAGUAAUGAUUUUGAAGACAAUAAUUUUUCAACAAUAUUCUUGGAUGAAGUAGCAAAAUUUAAUUUAAUCUGCUGCGGAGAAACUGUGUGGGGCAGGGCAGUCCAAAUCCCGUGUGUGUUCGACUUCAUAGUUACUUUAAACGAACAACUGGCAGCAAACACGAAUGCAGCAAUAAAAGAAGCAGAUGCUAUAACACUGAAAACAAAAAAUACCUCACCGUCUGCUCAUUUUGUAAACCCAUUCAAGUAUUUGAGUGCAACGGUAAACACAACGGUUGUAAUAACCUACGAAGCCCACGAUCCAGACAGUGAACACAUCACCAUGUACUUGGUUGGACCAACCAUUCAGAAUAAAACUGGAUUUCAGAAUGUCUCAGACACAUAUGCAUGGACCCCUUUGAAUACAGAUCCAGUUAACAUCAGUGUGUUUGCCCGAGACGCACUGUCGCAGUCGUCCGUACAGUUCCUGUCGGUUCUGAUAUGCUCCGGCUGCAGUGGGAAUGGCGUCUGUAACUUUGAUCACGAGGUUGCACGGGAAGUCACGUGCAAGUGCAAUAUAGGAUGGGGAGGUUCAGGUUGCAAUGUGGACAUUAAUGGAUGCGAGGGAAACCCCUGUCCGAUUGGUUCUGAGUGCACCGAUAUGACCCCUCAACAGCAGCAAUCCCAGUCGACUGGGUACACGUGCAGUUGUUCACAUGGCUACAUUCUACUAAAUGAAACAAAGCGGUGUCUAGAUAUCGAUGAAUGCCAGCUGACGCCCAGUCCGUGCACUCAGAUCUGUACGAACACCGAGGGGUCGUAUGCGUGCUCCUGCAGAUCAGGCUACGCGUACAAUGCCGCGGACAAUAUAUGUAAUGAUGUGGACGAGUGCAGCGCGGGUUUCUCGGGCUGUCAGCAGAAGUGCAUCAACCUGCCCGGAAGUUACAGAUGCGAGUGUCAGGCCAACCACACCCUCCAGGUAGACGGCAGGACGUGCAAACAGGAAUCUGCCCUCGAGCAUUUGUGCCGUGAAAAACAAUGUCAGCAGGGUUGCCAAGGAUCGCAAGCUGGAAUUAAAUGUGUGUGCAACAUAGGCUACACCCGUGCGUCGGAUUUAAUUACGUGUGUUGAUAUAAAUGAAUGUGACAACAACCCAUGUUUCCAGAAAUGCAGCAACCUUGAUGGGUCGUUCUCCUGUUCUUGUUACGAUGGAUUUAAACUUUCAUCAGACCAGAAAUCAUGUGAAGCUUGCAUGGAGGGCACGUGGGGCACAAAUUGCUCAAACACAUGCGAAUGCCUCCACGCGCGGUCCUGUGACAAGGUUAAGGGCUGCGUAUGCCUAGAAGGUUGGUACGGCACCCAGUGCAAUAUGAACGUGAACGAAUGUGAGAGGAACCCGUGCACAGCACUGCACACCUGUGUGGACACGGUCGGCUCGUAUACUUGUGAUUGUGCCGAUGGUUACCGAAAACAAACAAACGGAACUUGUGAAAAUAUUGACGAGUGUAUUCAGGGUGGUAAUAACACGUGUGAUCCUGAUCGCAGCACGUGCAUUGACUUGUCUCCUGGAUACCGCUGCUCGUGUUCUCAAGGAUACGUAGCCAUUGGCGGCAAAUGCGAUGAUAUCAACGAGUGUGACUUAAAGCAUGACUGCGAGCACGAGUGUGUCAACGUGGUGGGGAGCUAUAACUGCGAGUGCUAUGUAGGAUACACAUUACAGGACGACCGUCGAAUGUGUGUCAUAUCUUCGGAUGCAUGUGCUGGACACACAAACGGACUCAAUCAUACAUCCUGUUCGGCAAUGAACUUCCAUGGUUGUAAACUGAAUGGUUCUAAAACUGCGACUUGCUUCUGUCGUAAUGGAUUUGACACAACAAGUAACGGUUGUAUUGAUAUGGACGAGUGUGCUAAAAACAAUGGUCGUGGCGAAUGCCAAGAGAAAUGUUUGAAUGAACCUGGACGUUUCUUAUGUUCUUGCCAAUAUGGAGAGAGACUUCUCGGGGACGGACUUUCAUGUGAAGCGUGCAAUAAAACAGACAAGUGGGGUCGCAGCUGUCAACGCAAGUGUUCUUGCGGUCCCGGUUCGCUUUACUGUGAGUCAUUACACGGCUGUCAAUGUAAAACAGGUUGGAGAGGCGAAAAAUGUGACGCGGAUAUCAACGAAUGCUUGACCAGCCCAUGUGGUAGCAAACAGAACUGUCAGAAUACUGAUGGAUCCUAUAUGUGCUCCUGCAAUGCAGGGUACAUGGUGAAUGCAUCGGAUCAAUGUGAAGAUAUUGAUGAAUGCAGCUUAAAAACGUCUAACAAGUGUUCGCAACGUUGUGAAAACACCGAAGGGUCUUACAUAUGUGCAUGUCAUCUUGGUUUCGAUUUCGCACCAGGAUCAACCACAGAGUGUAUCAAUACAAAUGAAUGCAGUGGGUUGCAUGCUUGCCAACAUAAGUGUCUCGAUAACGAAGGAAGCUACCAAUGUUACUGCCGCCAAGGCUUCACGUUAGAGCCCGACAAAACAUCCUGUAGAAAAGAUGAAACUCAUAUGAACCCUUGCAGUACAUUCAACACCACGUGUAGCUAUGGGUGUGUAAUGGUAAACGGCUCGUCUCGCUGUUUUUGCCCUGCGAAUUUCAAGCUAAAUGAAAAGGACAACACAACCUGUCUUGAAACGAACAACAAACUCUGGGUUAAACUGGCUCUUGAUUUGCCCUUUGAUGCCAGGAUCCAGUCAAACACCUCACUCGAGUUCAAGAAUAAUGCCAGUGAUUUGAGUUCAGGGCUGAAGAAAAUGUAUUCAAACCUGAGUGGCUUCGUUGAUAUUGGAAUAAUCGCAAUCUUGCCAGAAUACGUGGUUCUGCAUACGCUACAAUUCAACACGGAGAAUAUAACGGAUACUGACGCUACUGCCCUGGCGAUACUGUUGAAAUAUACACGCUACAACCAUGGAUAUAUUGCUAUUCGUCAAACUAAUAUAUCAAUUGUCAAGGAGCCAUUGAUUGCGAAAACUUUGUUGGGACUAUUCCGUCCGGUGACGUGUUUGCUGUGUUCAGACGCCUGUGUGUUAUUAAACGUCACAAAGGACACGUAUGGUUGUGACGUCACACCAGAUUUGAAUAUGUCCGUGGGGAUCGAGAUACAACUGCUGAAGGUUUAUAAGCCUGCGUACGCAUCAAAAACGUCGACUGAGUACUCUGACCUUAGAGCCACCGUGGUCUCGUCUUUAGUGGCCAUAUUUGGAUCAGUGUCUGGCUUUUCCGGUAUUUCGGACAUGACAUUUAGUGAAGCCUUGGGGUCUCAAGGUAGCCAGAUGCAGGUCCGCGCACACAUUCUCCUCAACUCGACGGUGACGUCUGCCCAGAAAACCGACAUAGCAAGAAGACUGGUUGCCCUGGAGACGCAGAAAUGUGUGUUCCUGGAGGACGAAUGUGUGUUGUUAGUUGGUCAGUCGCGGAUAAUAGGGACGGAUGGGCCAGUUAUAGCGGUGUGCCUAACGUGUAGACUUGGAGAUGAAUGCCGUCUGGAUAGCAGUAACCAGUAUAGUUGCGUACCACUGACUCCAGAAACGACCACACCAAAAAUAACAGAGAACUUCGACUUGCUACUAGGACUGGGUCUAGGCGUACCAUUGUUCCUUCUGUCUGUUUUCCUUCUGGUCGUCUGCUUCCUGUUUUGUCUCCGCCGUCGCCGACGACGCCAGUCUUGGACAAGACAGUCACUGUCGUCUGAACAAUCUGACCUGUAUGCUUACUCAUGUGAAUUAUAUUCUCCUCCGUGGAUGGUACUCACAUUGAGCCAAAUGCACCCGUGGUUGAGCCAGUGCGUUCAGGAUUUUUCGUGGGACUUUCUUUACAGCAGCCUGUUGCCAAACAAAGAGUUUCGCAUUCAGAGGCCCGUUGUUGAAACAAUGCCAGCCGAGGCUUUUACGGAGUCCCGACGCCAAUCUCAUGCGUAG
This is a messenger RNA of Dreissena polymorpha, 20544 nucleotides long. RefSeq lists its product as uncharacterized. Gene Ontology annotation, biological process: cell-matrix adhesion. The record is from RefSeq and is a predicted model, not a curated record. Gene Ontology annotation, molecular function: calcium ion binding. NCBI's taxonomy places the organism in Eukaryota, Metazoa, Mollusca, Bivalvia, Myida, Dreissenidae.